UUUUUGACAUCUGUCACUUUUUGUAUUGACUUUGCAUUUUUCUCGUGCCGUUUUGUUACGAAUUUUCGGCCAGAGAUUUGAUGGUAGUUUCGCAACAAAUCCAACAACAAUUAUCGAAAUGCAUACUCUUUUAAGCAGUGAAGUGUUGGAAGAGUUCAGGAAGAACUUCUAUGGCAACGAGAAGAACCUGCUGGCCCAAAAUGUGUGCUCCAGGAUCGACCCUUUCGAAGUGGCGCUGUCCAGGAAGGUACUGGAGGAAACUCAACACGUCUACAACCACAAGGUGGACAGCGAGGGUAAACCGACGACGAACCAGAAGAGUUCGGGCAGAUGUUGGAUAUUUGCUGCCUUGAAUGUGAUCCGGUUGCCGUUCAUGAAGCAUCACAACAUUGAGGACUUUGAAUUCAGCCAGGGGUACCUGUUCUUUUGGGACAAGAUCGAGAGAUGCAACUAUUUCCUGAACAACAUUGUGGAGACGGCAAAGCGUGGCGAAAUGGUUGACGGGCGGCUUGUGUCCUUCUUGUUAUCUGACCCAACAACUGAUGGUGGCCAGUGGGAUAUGAUCGUCAAUUUGAUCAAAAAGUACGGACUGAUGCCCAAGAAAUGCUUCCCCGAGUCAUUCAGUUGCGAGUCCAGCUUGCGUAUGAAUCAGACGCUUAAGAGCAAGCUGAGGGAAUAUGCAAAAAACAUACGCGACUUGAUAUGCAAAGGAGGCAGCGACGCAGACGUCUCGGCCCUCAUCACUGAACAAAUGAACUCGGUGUUCCGCAUCGUGGCCAUCUGCCUGGGGGUGCCUAGCAGCAAGUUCACUUGGUCCUACUAUGACAAGAACAAGGUGCAUCACACUGUUGGACCCGUAACCGCCGUUGAGUUUUACGAGAACCACGUUAAACCGUACUACAACGUGGAUGACAAGGUUUGUCUGGUAACUGACCCUAGGCCGACGAACGAAUACGGCCGUGCCUACACGGUGGAUUGCCUGGGUAACAUUGUGGGUGGUAGAAGAUGCAUUUACAACAAUCAGCCGGUGGAACUGCUCCUGGAACUCACGGCUAAAAGCAUCUGCGAAGGUGAGGCUGUUUGGUUUGGCUGUGAGGUGUCGAAACGCUUCGCCGGUAAGCAGGGCAUUCAAGAUUUGAGAGUACACGAUUUUCCGCUAGUUUUCGGCGUUGACAUACAAACGACGUUGAGCAAGGCUGACCGGCUUUAUUACGGGGAAAGUUCCAUGACCCACGCCAUGGUCUUCACUGCCGUCAACAAAAAUGAACUCGGUGAAGUAACGAAGCUGCGAGUAGAAAACUCCUGGGGUGAAGACCGAGGUGAAAAGGGAUAUCUGUUAAUGACCGCCGAUUGGUUCAAGGAGUUCACCUUUGAGGUCGUCGUCGAUAAGAAGUUUGUACCGCAAUCGGUUCUAGACGUUUUCAAUCAGGAACCCAUAGUUCUGCCCGCUUGGGAUCCAAUGGGGACGCUUGCCUGCUGAUUUUUACAAUAAAUGUUUCUGUUUCGGGUCUUUUUUUUGAAGUUUAUUACGCGAAUUGCCUAUGGAUUAUUCCUAAAUCAUGCUACAACUCGAAAUGUACCAGUAUAUUUUAAGUAUUCAAAUAUAAAGUAACUAAAAUUGUGUGAAAUGACCUAUGUAUAAUAACCCAAGUUUUUUCAAAUAAAUACUGUAAUUUUAAAUUGUUUUAA
This is a messenger RNA of Aethina tumida (small hive beetle), 1689 nucleotides long. Its product is annotated as bleomycin hydrolase. Gene Ontology annotation, molecular function: cysteine-type aminopeptidase activity. The coding region runs from base 119 to 1480 and encodes 453 amino acids. NCBI's taxonomy places the organism in Eukaryota, Metazoa, Arthropoda, Insecta, Coleoptera, Nitidulidae. The transcript is spliced from 8 exons. Gene Ontology annotation, cellular component: cytoplasm. The record is from RefSeq and is a predicted model, not a curated record. Gene Ontology annotation, biological process: response to toxic substance; L-homocysteine catabolic process; proteolysis.